Dovyalis caffra is the source of this 1500-nucleotide messenger RNA. The record is from the annotation of a GenBank genome assembly. Lineage: Eukaryota; Viridiplantae; Streptophyta; Magnoliopsida; Malpighiales; Salicaceae.
AUGGUCCGGGCAUUAGAGUUUCAACUUUCAAAUUUUGAUUAUUCCGUCGAGAAUCACUUUAAAGCAGUGGACAUGAUUUCUAGGCUUUGUGGAGAAACAGAGACUGAUGCUGUAGAAGAAACUGAAAUUCAGUGCUCUAAGUCCUCUAUCACUUUUUUAAGGCGAUACAACCUGAAAAUAAUUAGGUUUGCUUGUGAAACGGAUAAUUCUCAGGAGAAAUGUGAUCUCAGUGGGAUAACUCUACAGCAGUUCUCAUCUGCAACUGUUCCGAAGGAGGGGCCAGAUGGAGGUCCCACUUCUCUAGAGUCCAGCAGAGACUUUGUGAUGUAUGUUGGAGGAUCUGUUUGGACAUUGGAUUGGUGUCCUGGUGUUCAUGAACGGCUGGACAAUCAUAUCAAACGUGAGAUAUUCUCUCCUCCACUUCUUAACGCUUUCGCUUCUAUUUGGAUCCAAGAUGGACAAAUAGAGGAGAUUUUAGCUCUAGAAAAGAUGCCAAAAGGAGGCCUAGAAAAAGGCCAACAGAAGAAUCGCCCAGUAAAGAAGCCACAGAGGAGAUUUUCAGCUCUAGUUAAGAGGCUGAAAGAAGGCCUAGAAAAAGCCAACAGAAGAAUCACCCAAAAGUUAUCUGCUUGUAAUUCAAAUCUUAAAACUACCGCACAAAGUAGAAGAUUGAAAAGUAAGUCAAGGAAAGGAAGUAAUUCUGAUGAUGUUGCAUGUCCACUGUUAUUGACUCGUAAUGAAGAUGAUAACGUUUCUUUGGAUAUCAACUCUACUUCUUCGACUGUAAACAACCAAACGCAUGAGAAUUCUGGACUCGAUACUGCAACGCCAGCUUCUGGUUCUGAUAAUGUUUCUUUGGAUAUCAACUCUACUUCUUCCAUUCCAAAGGAUGCUGAUUUGCCAAGAGUUGUAUUAUGCCUACCUCACCUACGGAAAAAGUUGCAUAGGAUGCGUAAUGAAGGCCUUAUUCGAGACCUUUGCUUUUUUUCAGCGCAGAUACAGUUCCUAUUAGAGCAAUCGCAUGGAUCCCAUCUGAAAGAACUAAUGAAACGAAGUUGUAGUUUUGCAAAUAUGCCAUUUUCAUCCUCCGGUCAGGUCAACUCUGCUGGAGAAACAUGUGGACAAACAUUGAAGGUGAUGCCACCCCGUUACCAUUUUGCACAAAACCACCUAAAUCUUUCAGACUUUGAGAAGUGGGGGUGGGUUGCAAGGAAGAAAGAAAUGGGGGUUCUAAGAAGAGAGCUGGCUGGCUUAUCUCCUCUUCUUCUGCUUCUUCUUCUGUUGAUAAUGUCACAGUUAGAGACUCCAUGUUAUGCUGUUGGGUAUGGAAAGUUUAGUAGCUUCAAAGGUGGGUCUAGUUCUGAGCCGAAGAACAAUCUUGCCAAGUCUAAUAAUAUCGGUGCUGGCUUCAAAAGAAAUGCAGAUAAAGAUGGUAAUGAAAUUUUUGGUGCUGAAAAGAGGAAAGUCUAUACAGGACCAAAUCCUCUACACAACAGAUAA